Molecule: messenger RNA, 498 nt
Organism: Debaryomyces fabryi
Lineage: Eukaryota; Fungi; Ascomycota; Pichiomycetes; Serinales; Debaryomycetaceae
Exons: 2
Coding region: 1-498 (165 amino acids)
Source: RefSeq, a predicted model, not a curated record
AUGGCACCUAAACUUUCGAAAAGUUCGAAGACCAACCAAAUUACCAUUAUAAAAUUCAAACGGAAUAAGAGUACUUAUGUUUUACCUUUAGACCUUAGUACCAAAGCUUCUUUAUCAUUGAAGAAUUUUAAAGCUUCUUUGGCUACAUCAAUAGAACAGUCGGGUGGACUUUCUCUUGUUGAAGAGGAUGAGGAAACUAAUAAGUUGGAUGAAGAUGACAUUGAGGUUCCUAAGUCAGAAUUCAUAGAUAACCUGGAGAAUGAUGGAAUGAUGGAAGAUAAUGCAGAAGAUACAAAGAAUAUAAUUCACGAUUUAAAAGCGGAUGAUUUAGUUUUGGCACUUCCAAAGGAUAAAACUUCCCCAUACGAUAACAACUGGAUUGAAAUUACGGACGACUCCAGCAUAUCAAGCCUCCAGUUUAAUGAUUAUGAUAUAAUAGCCUUUAAACAUGUUGACGAUGAUACGUUCUUCGUUUCUGAGGCUGCAUACGAUGAAUAA